Glossina fuscipes is the source of this 919-nucleotide messenger RNA. It is a transcript of the gene Tim23, whose product is annotated as mitochondrial import inner membrane translocase subunit Tim23. The coding region runs from base 131 to 757 and encodes 208 amino acids. NCBI's taxonomy places the organism in Eukaryota, Metazoa, Arthropoda, Insecta, Diptera, Glossinidae. The transcript is spliced from 4 exons. The record is from RefSeq and is a predicted model, not a curated record. Gene Ontology annotation, cellular component: TIM23 mitochondrial import inner membrane translocase complex; mitochondrial inner membrane. Gene Ontology annotation, molecular function: transmembrane protein transporter activity. Gene Ontology annotation, biological process: protein import into mitochondrial matrix.
CGUGUGUUUGUUCGAUUUUUUUACUUUAUUUUCCUGAAAAUAAAUAUUUCCUUUGACAAAAAAAAGUUGCUUUGCUAAAUUUCCAUAGUAAUUGUCCUUCAAAUAGAAAUAAAAAAGCCCGCCCUUAGUUAUGACUGACGAUUUUUUGAAUAAACCAUUAUUAAGUCCUUCACAAGACUUUGAUGAACCCAAAUCGAGUCGUUCUACAAGUUUGUCAACACCCCUUACAGGUUUCAGCGCGCCGAUAUCACCGUAUUUAAAUUAUGACCCGCGUUUCUUGCAACAAGUCCAGCCAGAGUUCAUAUUCCCAGAAGGAGCUACCAAACAAAGAGGACGCUUUGAAUUGGCUUUUUCACAGAUUGGAACGUCAGUGAUGGCAGGAGCCGGAGUUGGUGGAAUGGCCGGUUUUUAUAAUGGCCUCAAAACUACCACAGCUUUGAAGCAAAGUGGCAAAUUAUGGAGAACUCAAAUGUUAAAUCAUGUGAUGAAACAAGGUUCAGGUACAGCCAAUACUUUAGGUACUCUGGCUGUUAUGUAUUCGGCUUUCGGCGUACUACUACAAAAUAUACGCGGUGAGGACGAUGAUCUAAACACUAUUUUAGCUGGCACAGCAACUGGAUUUCUCUACAAAUCCACAGCUGGACUAAAAAAAUGUGCGUUAGGCGGCGCUCUAGGCCUCGGCAUAACAAGUCUUUACUGUCUUUUCCAAAUGACACGAUCGUCUGGAUCAAGUGAUAGUUCUAUGAAAUUCUUUUAAAUUGAAAGAAGACUGUUAUUCUAUAAAAUCUUUCGAGCUAAGGACGGAUAUUUCUUCGACAUUUUUAUGCUUUUUAUUGGUGGUAGUAACGCACAAGUGUUUUGUGAGUUACCGUUAUUCCUUUUUAAGUAGAACAAACACAAUAUGAUCUGAGUAAAGGAA